UGGAAAGUCGUCCAUGAUCAACGUCCACAUUGGGCAAAGCAAAAACGUAGCUAAGAUACAGCACGAAAAAGAACGACGAGAAGGUAUUGACGAUAACAGUACACGCACGUAAUAGACAGUACGAAGAGUGCAGCUGGGAAGCUUCCGCACGGCUGCGCGGAACCCCGUAGAAGACGACGCGUACCGAUCUGAACUGGACGUAUUGAUACGGUGAUGGUGUAUCGUGGGCGUAAUGUGAUUAACCGCUAGGCAUUUUGUUUAUGGAUAUUGGAUUGUAUUAAGGUCAUUGAAUUGCGUCACGAAUAUACUAUAGGAACGUGAGCUUCGGGUCGUAGAAAUUUGGCAAAUCGAAGUCGAGCUGCGAGCUAUUUAUUUAUUUAUUCCAAGCUCGAAAAUUCAAUAAAGAGACAGAGAGACAACGCGUGGAUAACUAUCGUGAAAGUUCAACGUAGGCGUUCGGAUCAGCAUUGCCGAAGUGCACAAGCUUAAGCUGAAGUGUGGUGAAGGAUACCGAUUCAUGUGGAGGAAUGGCCCUCGUGCAUGGCACCGGGCUGGGAAAUGCUGGCCUAUGGUGAUAGAUGGAGCUCCCGCAUCAUGCUGAGAACUGAUGUGUAAACCAUUCGAAGGAACCUCUCCCGGAAAUCCUAUUCGUAGCAGAUCGACAUCACGCCCCGGAUGUUUUGCGCUGGGGAUUACGAGUAUGGGAACAAAGGCACUUGCCAGGCAAGUCGGCUUCAUGAUGACCCGUGGUCGAGUUGACGGCACCUAUAUCAACUUUGAAAUUGUCGCCACGAACGUGCACGCCGAACUGAGUCGCGAAGUGGGUGCUUUCCGCUGCACCGAACCAGGUCUUUACUACUUUACCUUUUCAGCAAUCGCACCGCGAGAUAGCUCGCUCCGAGUGUCCCUACGCAAAAACCGUAUCCCUAUGGUGACUUUGUUCGCGUCUGCAAAUAGCCAUACAUCUGUGAUGGGCUCAAUGGUGCUACUAUUAAUCAAGAACGACAUUGUGUAUCCGUUCGUGGAAGAUGGCCAAAUCUACGAAUCGGUAGCAAAGACUCGAGCCCUCACAUCCUUUAGUGGAUUCCGCGUAAACGGUGUUAACCGCGACGAGUUUAACUCCGUGUUCCGGACCGAUGCCGAAAUAAUCGAAAACGAAGUUGGAGAGCCUGAUCCCGAUGACAAGAUCUAUAGUAUGUUCCAGUCGACGAUUAACAACGAUGAUUCGCUAAACGUCUAUUUCGAUUCAUCGAAUGGUACUGAAGUGCACGAUCACCCGACGGCAUUGACAACGACGCAAAGGAGUAUUCAUUAGCCAGCCGGGAUCACAAUAGAACAUAAGGACACCCAUGAAUGCGUAGUAGGCUUCAAUGAAUAUCCGUGGGCUGCGAAGUAAGAAUCGGACCACUUUCUCAAAGGUCGAUCUCAAUAGGUAACCGUUAUGUGAAUCAAUGCAGUGUAACGUACCGUAACAUCAAUAUAGCUUUGUAAAUAAUUACUGUGAUUAUAAUGACGAAGAAAUUAAUUGAUGUUGUAUUACAUAAGACUUUAGCUGGACGCAUCAAAAAUCAAUGCUUCCGUCCUUUAUUCCAGACGCUUUCUAGAGAAAGUGGGAUAUUAGCUGGCGGUUGUUUCUAGGUAAAUUCCCUAACGUAGCUGAUCUAAUUACGUGUCAUGAUGCUAAAUAAUGCUUCUAUGCAGCCUUAUCCAGGCUUCUUUUGAGGUAAAUCACCAGCCUUCGGUCAGAUAUUUUAUGCUAAAAGCUGACGCUGGA
Messenger RNA from Varroa destructor (honeybee mite), 1774 nucleotides. RefSeq lists its product as uncharacterized. Lineage: Eukaryota; Metazoa; Arthropoda; Arachnida; Mesostigmata; Varroidae. Gene Ontology annotation, molecular function: protein binding. The record is from RefSeq and is a predicted model, not a curated record.